AUGGAGCUGCUGGCUCCCGUCACCCUCCUGGCCCUGCUGGUGCUGGCAGUGGGACACCCUGACCCUGCGCUGGAUCAGCACUGGGAGCUCUGGAAAAAAACCUACGGGAAGGAAUAUCAGCCCCAGGAGGAUUCACUCCGUCGCCUGACGUGGGAGAAGAACCUGUGGCUGGUGACACUGCACAACCUGGAGCACUCCCUGGGGCUCCGCUCCUACACGCUGGGCAUGAACCACCUGGGAGACAUGACCAGCGAGGAGGUGGCGGCGUCGCUGACGAGGCUCCAGGUCCAUCCUCGCCCCCGUCGGAAUUCUGCAUUCCAGCCCCGAUCCCGGCCGCUCGGGGAGAUCCCGGAGGCGCUGGACUGGCGGGACAAGGGCUGCGUGACCGAGGUGAAGAACCAGGGCGCCUGCGGAUCCUGCUGGGCCUUCAGCGCCGUGGGAGCGCUGGAAGCGCAGGUGAAGCUGAAAACCGGGAAUUUGGUGUCCCUGAGCGCCCAGAACCUGGUGGAUUGCUCCGGGAUGUAUGGAAACAAGGGCUGUGCCGGGGGCUUCAUGACGGAGGCGUUCCAGUACAUCAUCGACAACGGCGGCAUCGAGUCCGAGGAGUCCUAUCCCUACACGGCUCAGAACGGGACGUGCCACUACAACGCCUCAGCCCGCGCCGCAUCCUGCUCCCGGUUCCUGGAGCUGCCCGAGGGUGACGAGGCCGCGCUCAGGGAAGCCGUGGCCACCGUAGGCCCCGUGGCCGUGGCCAUCGACGCCACCCGACCCAGCUUCUUCCUGUACCGCGCCGGGGUGUUUGAUGACCCCCAGUGCUCGCAGGAGGUGAACCAUGGGGUGCUGGUGGUGGGAUACGGCUCCCUGGAGAACAAGGAAUAUUGGCUGGUGAAGAACAGCUGGGGCGUGCGGUUCGGAGACGCGGGAUACAUCCGGAUGGCCCGGAACGCCUCCAACCUCUGCGGCAUCGCCAGCUACGCCUCCUACCCCCUCAUUUAACCCGACCCGCGCUCCCAACUCCAUCCCAAGGCUCCACUU
Messenger RNA from Cinclus cinclus, 1035 nucleotides. RefSeq names its product cathepsin S-like. NCBI's taxonomy places the organism in Eukaryota, Metazoa, Chordata, Aves, Passeriformes, Cinclidae. Gene Ontology annotation, molecular function: cysteine-type endopeptidase activity. The transcript is spliced from 7 exons. The record is from RefSeq and is a predicted model, not a curated record. The coding region runs from base 1 to 996 and encodes 331 amino acids. Gene Ontology annotation, biological process: immune response. Gene Ontology annotation, cellular component: lysosome.